Messenger RNA from Microthlaspi erraticum, 669 nucleotides. The record is from the annotation of a GenBank genome assembly. NCBI's taxonomy places the organism in Eukaryota, Viridiplantae, Streptophyta, Magnoliopsida, Brassicales, Brassicaceae.
AUGAAAGACAUGCUUCAGCAGCUCCUCCAACGGCAAGCCAAGGGUACAUUGGACAUGAACAACAAGUUGGUUGAGAUAGACUCAAAAAUUGAAUCUUUAACUUCAAGGGUUCAGAUGAUUGAGUCUUCUAGUGCUUCAUCUUCAUCACCCCACAAAUAUGCUCAUGCCGUCACACUAAGAAGUGGUCGACAGUUACCCAACAGAGUUGGUACACCCCAAAUCGCUGUGGACAUCGAUGACGAGGAAGGGGAGGAUUUAGUUGAGUAUUCAGACAUUCCUGCACCAAACUCGAUCGAGCCUGAACGCAACACUGAACCAGAAGUUCCACAAUACAAACCUGAACUCGAUCGAGCCAAAGCACAAGCUGACAAAGCUAGUUCCAGCCAGCCACCUCAGCCUGUUGGGAAGAAGAAGGACACUCCAUCCGCACCACCACCAUACAAACCCCCUCUACCUUUCCCAGGAAGGUUCAAGAAACAGCUAUUGGAGAAGCACAAGGCUAAGUUUGAGGAGCUCAUAAAGGAGAUUGAGUUGAACUUACCAUUUAUUGAUGCUUUGAUGCUCAUUCCACCCUACCAGAAGUUCCAGAAGGAUGUUGUACUUCAAAGGACUAAGGAGGUGCAAGGAAUGGUGAUUUUGACUUGUGAAUGCAGUGCAAUCUUUCAAUGA